AUGGUGCGGACGUCAGUGCAGCUGAGUGGGAGCAACACCGACAAUUAUCGUCUCACCUUCACCACCGCGGUACCGGCGGAGCAGGCCAACGGCAUCACCAUGUGCACCAACCUGGACCCCAGCAUCAGCGGCGCCAAGAUCACCGUCGUGUGGGAUGACCCGAAGCUCGCGCCGGUUGGCAAGGGCAUGUGCAAGAGGCUGGCGCUCUAUUCCGCCUGGGGCUGCACGGGGAAGCCAGGCCCCACGAUCGCACGUCCUGCGAGGACGGGCCCCACGUGCCACAAGGAUUGUGGAGCUGCUGAGUGCGUUGUGAAGGACGGCCAGCAGCAGUGCCAUUGCCCCGAGGGCCUCGUGUUCAACGCAGCCAAGAAGCUCUGCCGCGCUGCUCCUCCUCGUAGGUGCCUUGCUGCUUGUUGCGUGCUUGCCCACAUGUAUGAAUCAGCCGGCAGGUUCUCUUGUUCGUGA
Molecule: messenger RNA, 465 nt
Organism: Closterium sp. Naga37s-1
Lineage: Eukaryota; Viridiplantae; Streptophyta; Zygnematophyceae; Desmidiales; Closteriaceae
Source: the annotation of a GenBank genome assembly